Messenger RNA from Panicum hallii, 693 nucleotides. Its product is annotated as SKP1-like protein 1A. The coding region runs from base 1 to 693 and encodes 230 amino acids. Gene Ontology annotation, molecular function: cullin family protein binding. Gene Ontology annotation, biological process: SCF-dependent proteasomal ubiquitin-dependent protein catabolic process. The record is from RefSeq and is a predicted model, not a curated record. The transcript has a single exon. Gene Ontology annotation, cellular component: nucleus; cytoplasm. NCBI's taxonomy places the organism in Eukaryota, Viridiplantae, Streptophyta, Magnoliopsida, Poales, Poaceae.
AUGGCGGCGGAGGGAGAGAAGAGGGGAGCGAUGGAGGCAGAGGGAGCGGUGGAGAAGGGAGGGGAUGUUGCGGCGACCUCCGAGAAGGGGGAGGCGGCGUCGGCGAAGGGGAAGGGAGUGGUGGAAGCGAAGGAGGUGGCCGGCGGGAAGAUGGUCAUCCUGAGGAGCUCGCAGCCGGAGAAGAAGCGGUACGAGGUCCCGGAGGCGGCGGCGCGGCUGUCGAUGCUCAUCGGAGAAAUGCUCGACGGAGACUGCGCCAACGACGACGGCAUCGUGAUCCCCGUCACCGCCAGGACCCUGGACACGGUGGUCGAGUACUGCAGCAAGCAUUUCGAGGCUACCAAGUCCAACUCCGACCCCUUCGUCGCUGCCGCCACCAAGUCCGACCCCAACCCCAGCGCCGAGGCCAGCGUCGGCGGCGGCGUCAACACGGCGGCGUCCGAGAACCUGGAGGAUUGGGACCGCAAGCUCGUCGACCGCCUCAGCAUGGACGACCUCUACGACGUCAUCCACGCCGCCAACUUCCUCGACAUCAAGGGGCUCCUCGACGUCGUCUACCAGAGGGUCGCCGACAUGAUCAAGGGCAAGACCCCCGAAGAGAUCCGCGCCACCUUCAACAUCGCCAACGACUUCACCCUGGAGGAGGAGGCGGAGUUGUGCCAGCAGUGCGCCUGGAUCUUCGACGCCGAGUAG